AUGCCAUCACGUUUUUGGUUAUGCGCUGUUCUUUUGUUCUACGUAGUGCUGUGCCUUCGGAGCGGAAGCUUUCUGUGUAUCCAUACCUCUGUCAGAAUUGAUGUGAGGUGUCACCGAAGGAAGCCAAUUAGACACCUAGUUUUGGUGAUUUCUCCUCCUCAUAUCCCACCCCCGACUCUUGGAUCGAGCAUCGUAUCAAAUACCUCGCAAUCGGACGAACGAAGAUCGCCUUUCUAUACCCGUAACAUUCUCCGAUCCCCACUACCGAUACUCGUGCCCUCCCCGCCCCGCGGUGUCGCAACUGAUCCCGACUUCGAGAUCCGACGUUUCGCGGAGAAACUCAUCAAGAGGGCUUCUUUUGCUUACCCCACGACCGGCGCAUUCUUACCACGUAUGAUGGCAACAGAGGCUGCCGUUGAUAAAGCUGCCGAUGCCACUGCCUCUCAGUCCCAGCCUUCGCCCGACGCCGAAAAUGUCGACUCCGUCCGCUCGAAUUUGAAUGGCAGUGCCGGCAACGAUGACUACGAAAACAAGCACAUUACAAGCGUCGAAGAUCAACUCACCUCCGCCGAUGCUAGUGCCAGCGGAGGUUCAGAUACAGAGGCAUCACGCGCAGAUGCUUCAAAGACGAAGGAUGGAGAGAAAGUUCAUGGCCGCGCAGGCUCCACAGUCAAGAAGCCUGCCUUCAAGGCUGUCUCGGUCAAUAAAACAUUCCUCGCAGCAAAGGCGACUGCCAACAGUGCUGCGACCAAGGCCGCCGAGAAACAGCCUGCCGGUUCCAGUACGCCCCCGACGACAUCGGCAACCUUAUCCUCUUCAAGACCUCGCCUUAUAGCAAAGACCGGUAGCAGCACUCGCGAUUCAUCGCCUCGAUUUUCUGGUGGUGUGAAUGGGGGAAAGCCCGGUAGUGCACCUGAUGCAAAUGCAGUUUGGAACAAAAACCGACCUGUGCCGCCGCCUGAACCCAAAAAGUUCACCGAUGAGGAGCUCAAGAAGUAUGGAAUCCACAUGGCCAGUCGUUUGAACGAAGAUGAUGCACAGGGGCAAAACAAAUGGGCAGACAUCGACGACGACGAUGAAGACUGGGCCCCUGAAGCUAUUACUUGGGGAGAUGGCACGAAGACGACGCUCCCUCACCCAGACGAGCAUCCACCACCGCCAUCAGACAGUGGUUCUGUUGCGUCCAAGGGCAAACCCCUCGAUAAACCACGGUCUCCAGCUCCACCUGUUGCUGUGAGCUCCCCCCUGACGAAGUCGAGUAAUCUGGCCCAGGGCAAGGGUUUGAUUUUGAAGAGUGGCUCCCAGGAAAAACCAACUCUUGUUGCCAAACCUCCAGCUCCCCCGGCACCUGUCAAGUCCCCGUGGGCGCCUCUACCUCCGGUCGAGAAGGCUUCACCUAUUCCAGAACAGGCCAGUCUUGCUAGACCGUCACAUAAUAAGGGCAUGACUCCGCCGCCUCCAAAAGAAUUUGCAGCGGAUGAUUUCAAUCGUUGGAGAGACAGUUCAUCUCACGGAGGCCGGGAAUUGUUUAACUCCCAUUCUGGCCGCUACGAACCUGUACACGACAAUCGACGUGGUUCGAUGAGAAUGGAACAGCAUCCAAGGCAUCAUCCUUCCCUAUUACAGCGACCACCCCAACCGGAUUAUCCAGCUGAACCCUCGGGUGCUUUCCAGACCAAUAGAGUUUCUCAGGAACCUCCUUUCGCUAGAAGACGGGGAUCAUCUAAUGUUAGUGGCGGAAGUGGCUCAUUUAUGCAGCGUAUGAAUAAGGGAGGUGAAGUGCCCCUGGCCCCUCACGAAUUACAGGAAGGCCGUAGACCGUCUUUCGUUGGUUCCGUUGAUGGCCUCGUCUCCCCCAAUCUUUCAGCCUCGGCGCAUGGCCCACCAAGGGGGCAACAUCAUUCUAGCUGGAUGCCUCCUCGAGGUUCUCCAAAUCCUGCCUUUGCGCAACCACACCACCCUGCACCUCUUCCUGAGCAAGUUGCCGGUCCACCCCCUCCCCUUCAACCUGCUAGCGAAGAGGUCGAAUAUCAGAAGAAGCUCAUGCGAGAACGUGUCGAGUUAGCUAGGAAACGACGCCAAGAAGAAGAAGCCCGUGAGGAAGCUGAACGUCGGGAGCGCAUUCAGAAAAAGUUGGAUGCUAUGGGGCCUGCGCCAGAGAAGAAGACCGAGAAGAAGGAGCUCGCAGAGAAGUCUGACGAUGCUUCACACCCAACACAUAUUCAACAACGUGACCAUAGUAGCGUGGCAAACCAAACUCCUACACAAUUGCAGCAGGAUGGUGACCACUCUGCAACAGCUUCGUCAGCUCGACAGCAACCUCAAGAUUCUGAUGCUAAAGUUGGACACACUCAGGGCACAGCGCCAGCGGCGAGGCGUGUAUCUCACAGCCAAGAAGCCAAGCCUAGUGAGCUUUGGGGGGCAGCUGCAGCAUCACGCCAGGACAGAGCUGUGUCAAAUUGGGGUACAGGUUCGCAGCCCCGAAGUAAUGUUUGGGGGUCACCUAAUAACGAUCGAGGCCUCGGUAACGGCACAUUCAACACCGAUAUCGGUCGUGCACCUCUGGAUAAUCGCCCUGGUUCUCAAGGAAACAAGGGGCCAUCACCUAUCGCCCCUCCCAAUAAUCCACGACAACCUUCUCAAGCCCGACCUCAACCUCCAGCCCCAAUCGGUUCUGGACCUUCACGAUACAGCUCCUCUGGUCCUCAUCCUCCGGCAGGAUCUGAUGUGGCAAGCAAGUGGAUUACUGCCGUCGGUGAAAAAGAUAAACAACUGAGCGCUAGCCGAUUAGCAGAGCGGGUUGAGCGCGAUCGCCUACUCGCUGAACGUGGUGUUAGUCUUGAGGAUGCCCAACCGGUCAUCAAAGAUACAUGGCGCCAGGUUCAUGCUCCUGGUGAUGGUACAAGACGCGCUAUUGGUCCUCAAGAAGCACAGCCAGCUGGCCCCUGGAGGAGCCCUGGUGAUGAUGCAAAGGAGGAUCCUAAUAACGUUGGAGUGGUGGGAGGCGGAGUGCCAGGCCAGGCCGGAGCUUCACAGAACCGCGCAUCUCGAUUCUUCCCUACGAGAGACUCGCAUGAUAGAAUCAACGAAAAUGAGCCAUCGCGAUCCAAAUCGCCAACCCCCCCGCCACCCACGAUGGAAGGCCACCCAGCUUACGAGGGUGAUUUCGGCUGGGCGCACCCACCAUCCUUCAAGGAUGUCGCUCGGGGCCCUGUGAGCCCUAAUCGUGCACCAUUGACGGCCGGGGAGUCUUCUCAAGAGAAGUGGCAGAACCGAAUUAACAGUUUGCUUGGUAAUAGUUCAAGAUCUCCACCCCAAAGGUCAAUUGGCGUCGACCCUGCAAGCAAGAGUGCUCUGGACCAUGUUGCUCACCACGACUCAGCCACGGUUUCUCUACCUAGGAACAAUGUUUCAGCUCCCGCCCGUUUUGACAAGAGCCUUUUGUCACCAGUCACCAAACCCAUGGCCGAGGAAUGUUUUGAAGAGCAAGAGAUGGGGUCCUUACCUCAAAUUCGACUACCACACAAGGCCCCCGAAGCCGCUUGGCAGCCGGCAUUAGCACCAAACAAGCCUCUGCCGAAGAAAUUUGCAGUUCAGCCAACUGUUAUGGAACCAUACUACUUCUCUGCCGACGUUGUUGGCGGCGGCAAUGUUAUGAGAAUCAUGUUUCCUAAUAUGCAAGAAGCCAGAACUGUCACUAUUCCUUUCUCAGCAACUCGAGGUGGUCGAGGUUCGCAAGGACGAGGUGGUCCCAGAAACCGGGGCUCUGGCUAUGAACGUCGAGGAGGCAAGCGAGAUGUGUCGAGCUCCCGAGGAGAGCAUCCCCCAACAAGCUCAGGUCGAGGAGGCCGUGGUAGCUACCGCGGUCGAGGUUCUGACUGGGGUCGCGCCCCAAGUAAUCCUGCUUCUUUGGCUGCUUAG
Molecule: messenger RNA, 3921 nt
Organism: Fusarium oxysporum Fo47
Lineage: Eukaryota; Fungi; Ascomycota; Sordariomycetes; Hypocreales; Nectriaceae
Exons: 7
Coding region: 1-3921 (1306 amino acids)
Source: RefSeq, a predicted model, not a curated record